AUGAGGAGCAUGUUGACUCCAGUGAUGGUGUGGUGCAAGCGGGGACUGGGCUGUAGACGGGUGCACUCCAGAAGCUUCUGUCUGGCCGCCACCACGGUGGUGGAAGCAGCAGCGGGGCCAGGUGCUUUGGGGAAGGAGAGGGUGGGCGUGCGGAGGACAGGUGAUGGACGUGUACGCAGCUUUGAGGAGAUUCCUCACACAGGACGCAGCGGCUGGCUCAACCUGCUCAAGUUCUGGAGAGAGGAUCGCUUCAGACACCUGCACAAGCACAUGGAGAAGAGCUUCAAGGAGCUGGGACCCAUCUACAGAGAACAUGUGGGAACUCAGAACACGGUGAACAUCCUUCUGCCGGCAGACGUCAGUGAGCUGUUCCGCUCUGAGGGGCUGCACCCACAGAGGAUGACACUAACAGCCUGGGCAACGCACCGCGAGGUCCGCAACCACAGCAAAGGGGUCUUCCUCAAAAACGGUGAAGAGUGGCGAGCUGACCGCCUGCUGCUCAACAAAGAGGUGAUGAUGGCGUCUGCCGUCCGGCGCUUUCUGCCACUGCUCGAUGAAGUGGCCACAGAUUUCUGCAGGAUGCUGAAAGCACGAGUGGAGCGUGAGGGAAGAAGUCAUGGCGGAAAAUGCAGCCUGACCAUAGACCCCAGCCCUGACCUGUUCCGCUUUGCCCUAGAAGCCAGUUGUCAUGUGAUCUACGGGGAGCGGAUUGGCCUGUUCUCUGCGUCGCCAUCGCUGGAGUCACAGAAGUUCAUCUGGGCUGUGGAGAGGAUGCUGACCACCACUCUGCCUCUGCUCUUCCUGCCCCCUCGCCUGCUCCUCCGCAUCGGUGCCCCCCAGUGGACCCAGCACGCCAAAGCAUGGGACCACAUAUUCAGCCACGCUGAGGCGCGGAUCCAGAAGGGUUACCAGCGCUUGUCCUGCAAAGCUCCGGGGUCCAUAGCCUCCGCUCAGGGGCCGUACCCAGGUGUGUUGGGUCAGCUCAUGGAGAAGGGACAGCUCUCUAUGGAUCUCAUUAAAGCCAAUCUGACUGAGCUCAUGGCGGGAGGCGUGGACACAACGGCGGUCCCUCUGCAGUUCGCUCUCUUUGAACUGGGCAGAAACCCAGACGUUCAGGAGAAGCUGCGGCAACAGGUGAGAGAGGCGUGGGCUGUAGCUGCCGGCGAUGUUCAAAAGGUUCUGCAGGGGGCGCCACUCCUGAAAGGCACCGUCAAGGAGAUUCUCAGGUUGUACCCCGUGGGAAUCACUGUGCAGCGCUACCCCGUCAGAGACAUUGUCAUCCAGAACUACCAUAUUCCAGCUGGGACAGCGGUCCAGGCCUGUCUGUACCCCAUGGGGCGGAGUGCAGAGGUGUUCCCUGAUCCCCUGCGUUUCGACCCGGGUCGCUGGGGGGGCAGUCGGGAGGAGGGCGGCGGCUUUCGUUCCCUGGCUUUUGGAUUCGGCUCCAGGCAGUGUGUGGGGAGACGCAUCGCAGAGAACGAGAUGCAACUGGUCCUCAUGCACAUCCUGCUGAAUUUCCACUUGACUGUGCCGUGUUCAGAUGACUUGGAGACCACAUACACGCUAAUCCUCCAGCCGCGGAUCCCUCCCAAAAUCACACUCCACAAGCUCUGA
Molecule: messenger RNA, 1614 nt
Organism: Knipowitschia caucasica
Lineage: Eukaryota; Metazoa; Chordata; Actinopteri; Gobiiformes; Gobiidae
Source: the annotation of a GenBank genome assembly